Molecule: messenger RNA, 2000 nt
Organism: Rhopalosiphum padi (bird cherry-oat aphid)
Lineage: Eukaryota; Metazoa; Arthropoda; Insecta; Hemiptera; Aphididae
Product: putative phosphatidate phosphatase
Exons: 6
Coding region: 299-1171 (290 amino acids)
Biological process (GO): phospholipid dephosphorylation; phospholipid metabolic process; signal transduction
Molecular function (GO): phosphatidate phosphatase activity
Source: RefSeq, a predicted model, not a curated record
CUCGCGUCGCGGUCGGUUGUUAGUAUGGUAUUACUCCAGUAUAGUAAGUAGUAACGUAACAUCAUCGCGUGUGCCAUUCUCUGGGGAACCAUUGAAUCGAACUGUCGUCAGACCAGCGGUUUCGUACCUUUUGAAUUCACGCUAUCACGUGGUGCUAAAAUUUAAAUUGUAAAAUACAAUAAUCAGACGGUGAAUUAUUUUAUAUUUAAAAUACUUCUUGAGUGUUUGUUUAAUACGUUUUCACAGUAAUAAUUUUCACUAAAUUUGAAGUUUUCAAUUACUUCAAUAAAUUAUCAAAAUGUUCAGUCAAAAGCAUUGGAUAUUGUUUCUCGAUUUCGUACUACUGGUUCUAGUUUUGAUCGCAAUGGGUUUAGUAGAAUUCGGAACUAUUCCACACUUGCAAAGCAUCGGCUUUUCUUGUGGCGAUCCUAAAAUAAGCUACAAAUACAAGGGCGAUACGGUGGAGUCUCAUGUGCUUAUACUGGUUACACUCAUAGUUCCAUACUUGGCCGCAAUGACGACCGAAUACUUUGCUAAAGAAAAAAACAAAUUUAAUUCCGGACGGUAUGAAUGGUUUAAGGAAUCAUUGCGGUGGUAUCGGCAAUAUAUCUUAGGACUGAUAUUCGUAUUUUUUAUAACAGACGUCGGUAAACUCCUGAUUGGUGAACCUAGGCCACAUUUUUUAGACACUUGUCAUCCUAAAGAAGCCGAUAACUGCACUAAUAAGUAUAUUGAUCGUUAUACAUGUAUGAAUCCAAAUGAAAGCACUUAUAUCAUAAGAGAUGCUAGCAAGUCAUUUCCAUCGGGCCACGCUUCAAUUUCAGUGUACGGAUCAAUAUCUUUGGCCUGGUAUCUACACAACAAAUGCAAAUCGCGUUCGAUGCUGUUAAUGCCAGUUUUACAGGCGUUGUGCAUACUCUGGGCCAUGUUCUGUUCUUUGACACGAAUCACAGAUCAUAGACAUCAUUGGUGGGACGUAUUGGCUGGUUCGAUCAUUGGAAUCGUGAUCACCACUUACAUUAACGGAUUAUUCGAUAGACAAAAAAACGAUAACAAAUCACAUUCAACAACAGAAACUUGGUCCAACGAGACUACGGACAACGGAUAUUUUACUGCAGGAAGACUCUUAAACGUCGUCCCCGAUGGUAAAAAUCCAUCUCUGAAUUUGUAAUUUUCGCCAAACUGCAACUAUGUACACAUAAAAUACUCACUUUAUAUAUUUUUACACUGUACAGCAUUAUUGUUAUUGAAACGAAAAAUAAUUUGUUAAUGUUUAAACAUCAGUAUUCUUGCUAUUUAACUGUAUAUAUUUAUAUUAAAAUACAUAUUAUUACUAUGUAAAUUACAUUAGAUAUAGAAAUGCGUGACAAAUUGAAAUUUUUAGAAGAUGCGUAGUUCGCGCGUUUGAUCCCAUUAUUUUAUACAUUUAUCUAAACCUAUAAUUUUUAACUAUUUUUUAAUGUUUGUUGACAUGUACAUAUCACUAUUAUAAUAAUGUAGUUUUAAUUUACUAAUUUUUUUUUUUCAUUAAACCAUAAAGCGUAAUAUGCAUAUAUUCAUAGUACAUAUUAUAAUAUAUUAGACGUGUAUAAUAUAUAUAUAUAUUUUUAAAUUUUAAAAAUGUUUAAUAAAACAAAACCUAUUUGUAUUAUUAUACAAAUAAAAAAAAUAAUAAUUGAAUAAUAAUUAGGCGCACUUUUAUUAAUAUCCGUCGUUUACUCGUGUAACAUUUACCCAGUAUAUUUAUUUACAUUAUGUUAAUUUUUAUAUAAUAUCAUUUGUUACUAUUAAAUAGUAGUCAAUGGAUUAUUUUUAUAUUUUAUCAUUUCACCUACAAAAUUAAAUUACCUACUACAUAGACAUAGCCGCGUGUCACGUGGUUAUAUUUGAAUAGGUAUACUUCACACACGUAGUUAUUCUAUAGGUACGUGGAAAUUUUAUUAAACAAUUUCUUAAUUUAACGUCAUGCUCAAAUAAUAAAAGUUCUUUAGUAAACUGUA